Diabrotica balteata is the source of this 330-nucleotide messenger RNA. NCBI's taxonomy places the organism in Eukaryota, Metazoa, Arthropoda, Insecta, Coleoptera, Chrysomelidae. The record is from the annotation of a GenBank genome assembly.
AUGUGUCUUGAGGUGUACAUGCUAAAGCUAGACGAUUUCUAUUCAAGGCUCUCAACUUUUAACAACUGGAAGGGGAAGAAAUCUGAAAUAGAGUUAGCUGCCUGCGGAUUCUACUUUCUCCAUGUGGAUGAUUUAGUAAAGUGUUUCAAGUGUGGUGUAGAGAUUUACAAAUGGGAAAUAAAUGAUAAUGUAAUAGAAGAUCAUAACAAAUAUAGUCCUGAUUGUGCCUUUGUACAAAGAGUUUAUCCUAUUUUUCUGAGAAUCAACAACAACAACAAGAAAGAAAGUGUGAGUGAGAAAAAUAAAUAUGCCUGCUCCUGUGAAGCAUAA